Molecule: messenger RNA, 957 nt
Organism: Talpa occidentalis (Iberian mole)
Lineage: Eukaryota; Metazoa; Chordata; Mammalia; Eulipotyphla; Talpidae
Product: olfactory receptor 10AG1-like
Exons: 1
Coding region: 1-957 (318 amino acids)
Biological process (GO): G protein-coupled receptor signaling pathway
Cellular component (GO): membrane
Molecular function (GO): G protein-coupled receptor activity; olfactory receptor activity
Source: RefSeq, a predicted model, not a curated record
AUGGAAUGCACAGGACAAAAUUCCCCACUGGGGAACUUCACUACAUUGGUGGAAUUCAUCCUGAUUGGGUUUUCUGAUGUUCCCAACCUUCAAGGAUUUCUUUUUGGUCUAAUUUUUAUAAUCUAUGUAUUUAUUCUUAUGGGAAAUAGUCUCAUUAUCAUGAUAACUAAGGUUGAUCCUUCCCUACAGACCCCCAUGUAUUUCUUCCUUAGGAAUUUUUCUUUUUUGGAAAUUUGUUAUGUGUCAGUUACUGUUCCCAGAUUAUUAACAGAUCUCUGUAGACACUAUGGAAAAAUUCCCUUUCUGGCCUGUGCUAUUCAAAUGUUUUUCUUUCAGAUCUUUGUAGAUACUGAGUGUUUUAUUCUCACUGCCAUGGCUUAUGACAGGUAUGUUGCCAUUUGCAACCCAUUACUCUACCCUGUCAUCAUGAACAAUAGGCUGUCUGUUCAACUGGCAGUUGCCUGCUGGACCAUUGCUAUUCCAAUACACAUAGGGUUCAUCUCUGUGGUCUUCUCUUCACCCUUCUGUGGAUGUAACCAGUUGAAUCACUUUUUCUGUGAUUCACCUCCAGUCAUACAGCUUAUUUGUGGGGAUGCCGUCAUGGUUGAAAUGCUAAGUUAUGUGCUUGCUGCAUUAGUUGGCAGUAUACUUUCUUUUCUGAUACUUGGAUCUUAUGUGAAAAUAAUCUCCACCAUCCUGAAGCUGCCAUCAGCAACUGGGAGAGCCAAGGCCUUCUCGACUUGUUGUUCCCAUCUCACAGUUGUGACUUUAUUCUUUUUAUCAGGCAUCAUUGUGUAUAUGAAACCCAAGUCCAGCCACUCAACAGGAGUAGACAAAUUCCUCUCUCUUUUUUAUACCAUCUUCAUACCAAUGUUAAACCCCAUUAUUUAUUGUCUGCGAAACAAAGAUGUUAUGGUGGCGUUGGAGAAAUUCCUACAAAAAUGUAUUGUGCUGUGA